Aedes albopictus (Asian tiger mosquito) is the source of this 1127-nucleotide messenger RNA. RefSeq lists its product as uncharacterized. The record is from RefSeq and is a predicted model, not a curated record. The coding region runs from base 435 to 1127 and encodes 230 amino acids. The transcript has a single exon. Lineage: Eukaryota; Metazoa; Arthropoda; Insecta; Diptera; Culicidae.
UUCUUCUUUCUGGCUCUACGUCCCCACUGGGACUUGGCCUGCCUCGCUUCAACUUAGUGUUCUUUGAGCAUUUCCACAGUUAUUAAUUGAAGGGCAUUCUUUGCCUGCCAUUGCAUGAAUUUUUAUAUUGUGAGGCAAGUACAAUGAUACACUAUGCCCAAGGGAGUCGAGAAAAUUUUACCGACCGGAACGGGAAUCGAACCCGCCGUCUCCGGAUUGGCGAUCCAUAGCCUUACCCACUAGGCUAAUUGGAGACCCUCAGACUAAUCUCUCCGACAAAACAUGAGAUCCCGUCGAAGGUGGUGUGGACACAGGCCGAUGAUCGUUCGAAUGCCACUCCGAUUCCUGUCUCGGUUUAAGGCCACUGAACGAUUAUAUAUGGUAGGCGGAUCACCACGGGGAUCCUCAGUAUUGAUCCGCACCGGUUAGUAACAAUGAAAGUGCAGUACGACUUGGAAGGCGCUGUACUGAAGCAGAGUACGGGAUUGAAAUCGGUUUCGAAGCAUGUGCUGUACGGAGUGUUGCUGUUCGUGAUCGUGGUUGGAUGGGUGGUUUACCGGCAAGGCGAAGUUCUGCGGACAAAGGAGCUGCCGUGUCAGGGUACGGCUGGAGUGAUCGUUGGCAGUGAAGAACCUACAACUACGGUGGUUCACGAUAGAGAGAUUCUGACCAGUACGGAGCACCUCAAGGCGGAUAGCGUGGAUAAUCUGAUCGGAACCCUGUUCAGUCCCUUUGUCGAGUCGGAGUCAGCAGUUGUGGAACUAAAGGUGGAUACCGAUGGUUUCUUGAUUAAGUUCGGUGAGAAUGUGGAUAGCCUGGUGGAGUUGGCUAGAGAUUCCGAAAUCAACACGAUGGUGGCGAUGGCCCUGCAGGAGUUGAUGCUUCUGGGUCAAGGGGAUAAACCAGGGAAAAAGGUGGAUGUUGGACUGGCUGUGAAGGAGGAUUCGUACGAGGCGACUACAGCGAAGAAGGUGGAGGAACUAUGGAGUUGGUCAAGUGGAAAUCUGCUGGAGUUUAAGUUCCGUUUCGAGGAUGAUCAUUGGGAGCUGGAAGGAGCCGCGGAGUACAAAUCUAGUGAAGAAAAGGAUUCAAAUGAAGGUUCGGAAGAAUCCACUAGUGGUCGGUAG